Messenger RNA from Apus apus (common swift), 1369 nucleotides. It is a transcript of the gene HMGN3, whose product is annotated as high mobility group nucleosomal binding domain 3. The transcript has 6 exons. The record is from RefSeq and is a predicted model, not a curated record. Bases 225 to 614 code for a protein of 129 amino acids. Gene Ontology annotation, cellular component: nucleus; chromatin. Gene Ontology annotation, biological process: chromatin organization. NCBI's taxonomy places the organism in Eukaryota, Metazoa, Chordata, Aves, Apodiformes, Apodidae. Gene Ontology annotation, molecular function: nucleosomal DNA binding.
CCGUCGGCGAGGCGGGCGCUGGCGCUGGGGGCUGCCGGGGCGCCGGGGGCGGCGGGGCGGCGCGGCGGGCACCGGGCGCGGGCAGAGCUGCGGGCACCAGCCACGCCGGUGUCGUCGUUGCCGCCGCCGCCGCCGUCACCACCGCCACCACCGCCGGGCGGAUCCGCGCUGCUGCCGGAGCUUCUUUUCGUCGCUUCACUCCGGCGGCCCGGAGCAGGGACAUUAUGCCGAAGAGAAAGUCUCCAGAGGGUGCUGAAGGCAAGGAUGCAGCAAAAGUAACUAAACAAGAGCCUACAAGACGAUCAGCAAGAUUGUCAGCUAAACCUGCUCCACCAAAACCUGAACCCAAACCAAGAAAAACCACAAAGAAGGAACCUGGAACAAAGGCCAACAAAGGUGCUAAAGGGAAGAAGGAUGAAAAGCAAGAAGCUGCAAAGGAAGGUACUACACCAUCUGAAAAUGGUGAAAAUAAAGCUGAAGAGAUUCGCUUCUCUCGCUCAACUGUUAGUGUUUCAACAUCCAGAGGUGCCCCACCCAGCACACUGUCAGUAAAAGGGCAGAUUGAAACAGUGAAAGUUAAGGGUACGGUAGAGCAUUCAGCAUGUGUGCAGUGAAUAGAAGCAGGUAGUAGUGUGGUGCUUUUCAGUAUGAGCAAUGGAAGCUGACAGGUAAGGCUUGUAUUGCUUUUGAAAAGCUGGGACCAGUAAUUUAAGCAAAGUGUGUGAAUGUACCUGUUCUGUUUGUGUCAAUGUAAUAUGGACGUAGGUUUGAAACUGAGCUGUUGCAAAUAAGGAACUGAAUGACUAAGGGUAGUUUGGGUAUUUAGGCAUGUAAUGGCAAUUUACUACAGUAGUUAAUUUAUUUCUUUCUUCUCCACAGGCUCAGAAAACUGAAUCUGUAGGUGACAAGAAUGAAUGAAAUAUCUUGAAAAUUUUGGGUUGAUUUUAUGUACCUCUUGGACAACUUUUAAAAGAUAUUUUUAUCAAGUAUUUUGUAAAUGCUAAUUUUUUUAGGACUAUGAUAGUUGACAUAUUAAACUGUAUAUGAACAUUUCCCUUCUCAUAACAGUGCUUUUAGAAAUUCCCAUUGUUGCCAAGUAAUAUAAAUAUCAACUUAUUAUUGCAAGGUGUGUGUAAAAUUGGAUCAGCAUUCCAUACACUUGCUUUAAGAAAUUAAGUCUUGUGCAUAUGGUGAUGUUUUUACUGUGCGUAUUUGAAUUUUUCAUGCAGUUUUUCUAGAGCAAUAAUCAGUGGUGCUUUUGUACUUAGGGUUUAUGUGAUUUUAAUGAAACAUGGAUAGAUGUGGCCACCUGCUGACUAUUUUGGGUUCUUUUAAUGGAUUAAAAUAAAAGGUCUCCUUGCCUGCAAAA